Molecule: messenger RNA, 266 nt
Organism: Drosophila biarmipes
Lineage: Eukaryota; Metazoa; Arthropoda; Insecta; Diptera; Drosophilidae
Product: holotricin-3-like
Exons: 1
Coding region: 18-266 (82 amino acids)
Source: RefSeq, a predicted model, not a curated record
ACUAAAGUAUCUACAAGAUGCGUCUUAAUCUGCUGUCCAUUAUUGGUAUUUUGUGCCUGGCCUAUUCCUUCGCCCUGAGUGAUAAUGGUGCCAAUCUGGAGGAUCUGCUGGGUGUGGCCCAUCAUGAAGGAAAUCAUGCUGAAGAAGGAGUGCGCCAGACUCGCGGUGGGCAUGGCAAUUACGGACACGGCAACUACGGACAUGGCAGCUACGGACAUGGUGGCCAUGGUGGUCAUCAUGGUGGACAUGGACACUAUGGUCGCUAA